GCCACACACAACAGUUUCUUGUCGACACAUUAUCAUUCGUCAUGUCAUUGCACAAGACCCAUCAAGAAACACAGCAACGUGUCCCUACUUAUCACGACCCUUGGGCACGUCGUGAAGCAUGGAGAAAGAAUCCUAUCUUCUCCAACCGCGCUAUGGUUCGCAACAUGUUCCCUGGUCUUGGAAUCGCAACUGUCGCAUUCACCAUCUAUUGCGGAUAUGAUUGGGCAUUUGGCAAGAAGGAGCACCAUUAGAUUAUCAAGUUUCGAUCGAAUCUCCCGGCAAAAUUGGGCAGCGAUCAAUCAAAUA
Umbelopsis ramanniana AG is the source of this 306-nucleotide messenger RNA. RefSeq lists its product as uncharacterized. Gene Ontology annotation, biological process: electron transport chain; mitochondrial respiratory chain complex I assembly. The record is from RefSeq and is a predicted model, not a curated record. Bases 42 to 251 code for a protein of 69 amino acids. The transcript has a single exon. Gene Ontology annotation, cellular component: mitochondrion. NCBI's taxonomy places the organism in Eukaryota, Fungi, Mucoromycota, Umbelopsidomycetes, Umbelopsidales, Umbelopsidaceae.